Molecule: messenger RNA, 855 nt
Organism: Papaver somniferum (opium poppy)
Lineage: Eukaryota; Viridiplantae; Streptophyta; Magnoliopsida; Ranunculales; Papaveraceae
Product: EP1-like glycoprotein 2
Exons: 1
Coding region: 1-855 (284 amino acids)
Source: RefSeq, a predicted model, not a curated record
AUGGGCGGCACUCUUCGGUGGAUCUGGGAUGCUAAUCGCAACCACCCGGUUCGAGAAAAUGCAACUCUCACUUUCGGUACUAAUGGUAACUUAGUCCUUGCCGAUGUCGAUGGCUCUGUAGUUUGGCAUACUGAUACAGCCAACAAAGGUGUUACCGGUAUUUCUAUUCAAACUAAUGGGAACUUUGUACUUCAUAAUAAAAAGGGGAAGUUUAUUUGGCAGAGUUUCCAUCAUCCAACUGAUACUCUUGCAGUAGGUCAAUCACUUAAACUAGAGGGUAAUACGAAACUCGUUAGCCGUAUGUCAAACCGAAACAGUCAUGACGGCCCUUACAGUAUUAUAGUCGACGACAAGAAAGGAUUCAUAAUGUAUCAAAACACUUCUGGUAAACUUGUUGAGUAUGCAGGUUGGGAAGCAAAGGGUCUUUCUAAUGUAACAUUUCGUGCCAUUACAAGAAUCGAUCCGGUUCAACCACCACCUGGCCCGCCUGAUUAUCAAUAUAGGGAAGCAAAGGGUAAAACAAGCUAUUUCUUAUCUCUAGGUUUCGCAAAGGGAAAACAAGCAAGCACUCCCUCUACUAAAAGAGUUGUACUUGCAAUGACGGAUUAUUAUCAUUAUCAGUACUAUUCGUUUCUUAGAUUAGAAUCAGAUGGAAACCUUGUAGCUUAUAGCUACGUUAUGCCACCUGCUCAUCCCUUUGAUGCUCAUUGGAGAAGAGCGUACGCGUUUUUCGGAGAUACCGUGAAAGAAUGUGCAUUACAGUCUAAAUGUGGUUCAUCUGGGAAGUGCUAUGUGCGACUAUGUAGUGUUUGCCCGCGUAAUGGUUCGUUAGGUUGCAUGAUCAGUACUUCAUAA